Molecule: messenger RNA, 7543 nt
Organism: Seminavis robusta
Lineage: Eukaryota; Bacillariophyta; Bacillariophyceae; Naviculales; Naviculaceae
Source: the annotation of a GenBank genome assembly
CUACUAGCUAGCUAGACUCCUGUACUAUUAUUGCUGAAGCUUGAUGAUCCUUCCUCUUUAGCGGGAUGUCAUUGUCAUCCAAAGUAAAACCCUAGCCCUACUGCACCAAAAGAUACCCAAGGCGUGGAACUCUUCCAAGAUCCAAGAUCCCUUUUCCGCUUUCUUCCUGUCACUCGUGGCUUUCGAUCAAGGAAGCCCUCAGAUAGAGAGUUGCUACAAGCAAGAGUACUAGCUAGCAAGUACUGCCAUGACGACACCAGGAGGGAAAGGAGGAGGAAAGCCCGAAGCAGCUUCGUCGCUGAUGGGGAUGUUUGAGCCUCCACCAGGAGCUGCGACUACUACUGACAAUGCGAAAGAAACAAGCAAGGCCAAAGCUCCCACGAGUACAUCUCCUACUACCGGCACUAGCAAGAGUGGUCCUUCAACUACUACUGCGGUGUCUCCAGCCUCCAAGGGAUCCCCAUCGGCUGCGUCUCCUCAAGCGCCUGCUCUACUGGGUAUGUUUGAACCUCCUACCCCAACCGCGGGGAACCAAGCCUCUCCCUCGGCCAUGGCGCCUACUACCGGGACUACAAAACCAACAGAAGCGUCUCUCAUGUCCAUGUUUGAACCACCAACUCCGGCACGGGUCACCAGUGUCGGCCAACCACAACAGCAGCAACAACAACAACCCAGUCCUCUGUCACCCGAAUCAUUUGCGCUCCAUGCCAACCAAAGAACUUCCUUGACAGCAACCGUGCGACAUGCCAACUCUCAGGAAAACGGAACUAAUCUACAUACUGAAAAUAGUACUCUAUUGCAAUCCAUCUUUGACCAGGAAGAAACCCCCAAAGUCCACGCCAAAAACAUGAUUGACUACAAUGCCGUCAGUGACAACAAUAAUCAAUUUGACAGCUUGCUGGUUGGGCCUUCCUCCUCCAACAAUCAUCAUCAAAGUGAGAUGCACUUUGUUCGCGUCAAAGAUUCCACAGACGAGGAAAUGCAAAAAUUCCUCUCCAAUGUCAACAAAGCCGAUGCAGCAAACAACAACAACAACAAGCAAUCCUGGAAAGAGUUCUUGGCCUACCAGUUUCAGCCCAGUACCUUUGCGGGUGCAUUCAUGUUUUUACUCUAUCACGUCGUCUUUUGCUUGGCCAAUGGCAGCGCCAUUAUUCGGCCUCAUGCCAACAAACCUAUCUUUGGAGAAAUGGCCAAACUCAGCGUGGUGGGCAUUUUUGCCGCAGCACCACUCUACAUUGCUCGAUUGGGCAAUGAUGUACCCGCCGUGUAUCCCUCGCUGGAUCUCUUUAUGGCGCCCUUUUUGGCAUCUGCGGCCGUCACGGUGGAUCAAUCGCUGGCCGAUGAUGGGAUUACUGGAGAGGACACCAAUGACGUGUUCUUUGCAACCUUUGCCGUUCUGGCUGCCCUGGGGAUGGGGUUGUCGGGGAUUUUGUUGUGGCUUGCGGCCAAAUUCAAAUUAGCCAGUUUGGGCACCUUUCUGCCCUAUUCCGUACUUUGUGGAUUCUUUUCUGCGGUUGGAGUCUUGAUGUGGGCAUUGGCCUUUUCGGUGGACACUACUGGGAAAACUUGGCAAUACGUCUUUUUUUCGGGUGAUACCGAUCUCAUUUUGACAUCCUUGAUGCAUCACAUUCCGUCAUUGAUGGUGGGGAUAUUGAUGAACUUGCUGGGGCCCAAGCAUCCAUUCUAUGUCAUCUUUUUGAUUAGUCUCACCAUACUGGGGUUCUAUACGACCAUGUGGAUAACGGGAACAACCUUGGAAGAAGCGCAGCAAAACCAAUGGUUUUGGAGUCAAGAGGAACUGAGUAUACAAGCUUCCGAUUCGGAUGAGGGAUUCCUCGCCUCAUGGGCGCCACCGCUUCCCUUUGGGCAUUUUGGAUCCAUGUUGGAAGGGCAGGUCAAUUACAAAGCUGUGUAUGCUGGACUGAAGGACAUGUUUGCCAUGGCCUUUUGUUACCUGUUACGUUCCUCAAUCCACGCCUCUGCGAUGAAAAAGAAUGUCGGCAACCUUGUAUGCAAAAAGCGGGUCAAAAAGAAGAAAAGCUCCGAAAGUGAGGAGGCAACCACUGCCAGCAAGCCUAAAAAGCGAGGACAUAAGAAGGACCCAUCUUAUGCACAAGCAACAAUGGAGGCACUCACUGAUAACGUUCGAAUGAUCAAUGAAAGUCUUGCGGAUACACGGAAUGCUAGCGGGACCCACUCGGUUCGAUUCGCCAGACCAUCCAAACUGAGCACAGGUCCAGGCCCGAAGCUGCAACAGGCACCAACAAAGGUCGACAAUAGCAAUGACGAACAGGAGAUAGCUCAAGAAUAUGAAUACAUUGAAAUUCGACCAAAGCCAUGUCGGAGGACUCUACAAGACAUAUUUGCGGAGUAUGGUUAUGCAUUGAUGGCUGUUGGCUUGUCUGGUGGCUUUGGCGUCUGUCCAGUGGUUGCCACGUCGAAUACGAUGUACGCCCUGGGUGCCGGCCACAGCUCGCCCCAAUAUCUGUCUGUACUGCUCUUGAUCAUUUUUUAUGUGACAGACUUUGAGCUGGUACGAUACAUCCCAAAGGCUUGCUUCUCAGCACUACUUGUGUUGGGGGCCGUGGAUACAUUCGUGGUAUGGUUCUUCCUAUCCUAUCGAAAGACCCAGGACCUCAUGGAGUGGCUGGUGGUCCCGUUCAUUGUGGCAUUCUCCCUUGUGGUAGGAUUUCUAAAUGCGGUGUUCCUUGGUGUUGGUAUUUCGACCUUUGUCUUUGUGGCCGCUUUCUUCAGAGUUGGAGUUGUCAAGUUCAACGCUACCGGACUUGAAAUUCGGUCUACCAUUGAAAGGAGCCAAACAAUCUCGAAAUGGUUGGAUACCCACGGCGACUACAUACAAGUGCUGGUGCUACAAAACUUUCUGUUCUUUGGAAAUGCCAGCUCGAUAUUAAACUACAUCUCGACAAUGUUCGAGGAGGAUUACGAUGGAUCGGUAGUCUCAAGCUUUGACCUGCCGCCUGUUCCCAAGGUACUCAUUAUUGAUAUGUCUCUCAACACCGGCAUGGAUACCUCCACGCUAGACAUUUUUGCAGAGAUCACAGAGUUGUGCAAAACCAACAAUUGCAAGGUGUUCCUCUGUGGGCUGUCCAGUCGAGCAAAGAAAGGGUUGGGCUUGACAGGUGUCAAACCUGAUACAAGCAUCGCAAAAGACGAGCGUCUCGUCCGUUUCUUCUCGGAUCUCGACACUGCGCUGGGAAAGGCUGAAGAUCUGAUUUCCCUCGGAAUGAUCGAGAAGAAGGACGACACCUACAUUGCACGGUCGUUACGACUUCCGAGAAGUGGGUUUCAAACUGCGUUGAAGCACAUUGACGAGCAGCAUGGCCAGGAGUUCUCCAAAGCUUUAUUGGAGCUUGAACAGUUUGCUGUGGCUUUGGAGCUUCAACCUGGGGAGCCACUAUUCGCCAGCGAUGGAGGACGGAUUGAAGACAGUGAGCGCGGUCUAGUCUUUGUCGAGUCAGGACAGCUACGAAUCGAGAAGGACGCCAAUGAAACCCUCACUAGAGGCCACAGUAUCACAACUCGAAAUCGAAGCUUUGGAACUUUCAACAAUUUGCAUGCUCGAUCUGGCACGUUAGGGCGACAACGUGCUGCGCUCAAAGCAUCCACUAGAGAACCAAUGACACGAACGUUCCGUCUUGCACGUAUCGGACCUGGAUGGGUCGUUGGCAAUGUUGAACGUGCCUCUGGCUUGAAGCAUGGAGGAGUGUGUUCAGCGGUCACCUAUUGCCAACUGCAUCACUUGUCGUUUCAAAAGCUGGAAAUGCUUGAGAGGGAGAACCCAAGAUUGAUUCUAGCCCUCUACAAGAUGCUAUCUCAUCUGAUGGUAAGACGGCAAGAGAUCACAAUUGAGCAGCUUGCAACAUUUCACUCCAUCAUGAGUGCUCCAGCCCACUCAAAGCCGCUAAGUAGAACUGCAAUGAUGGCAUUAAGGCGUUGAUAAUUAUGCGUAUGGUAGGGCCUGAUAAUGGUAUAUACAUGUAGAAUAUUUCCUGCUAGUAGUCCUGUUAGGCUUAGACGAUAAGAUGUUGGAUCCUAGACAGCACAGGCCCAGCCAAACCUGAUAAAUUGCCAACCCAACAUGCUAGCGAGUAGGCUCUUCUGUGGCUAACACUGAUCAAAUGCUGGGUUACAGUACAGGUUGGGUCGAGCUUCCACUGCACCAUCAACACUAGUCAGGACUUCAAUGUUGAUUUCAGUGAAAGGAACACCACUGUCAAGAGAAUACAACACUGUCUGAUUUGGUGCUGUCACUGAAAACCAUCCAGAGUACAUGAAACCAUCACCAUACCAAUCUAAGAGAGCCAAGUUGUAAGUUGCGUUGGGGAAGACCUCAAGAGUGAAUGAGUAAACAUACUCUUGCACUUGAAAAACACCACCAUCAAGGUCCUCCCAAACAUCCUCCUCACUACUUUCGCGCUGCCAGAUCCAUUCCAUAUCUUCAGGCCACCAGUCUGUAUGGACAUUCAACAUGAUUGCUGUUGCAUUCUCAUAACCAGCCGGAAAUCUGCCUGGCCAGGCAGGAAGCUCUUCCAAAUAGACACAACUUGAAACUAAGGUCAUGUUUGUGGAGCAGUCACAGGAGAGCACUGGACAAAGUUGCUCUUGAACAAUCCCAGAAAAGUUGUUCCCAUCAAGGCUCAGCACCACUGAUGCAUUGAAUUCAGGUGGUAUUGUCGUUGUCAUUCAGAUAGAGCUUUUCCAAAGAUUCCAUGGCAGCUACCUCGAUUGGGAUAGUACCAGAGAACUGAUUCUUUUCUAAUAGAACCCACGCAGCAUCCAAGUACCCAAUCUCCCUUGGCAAAGUUCCAGUGAAUAUAUUGUCAGAGAGAUGGAGUUGUUCCAUGUUUGUCAACUGCCACAGCUCCGAUGGAAGUGUGCCGGAAAGGUUGCACCGAUCCAACCACAGCUUUUCCAUUUGUGUCAACAUGCCUAGCUCACUUGGUACUGGACCAGUGAAAUCAUUGAAAAAGAAGGUGAUGAAAGUAGAGGCAGUCAGCAAGCCAAGCUCUGAUGGGAGUGCACCCGAAAGUUGAUUAUCCGGCAGCAUCAAUCUCUCUAGUCCACUCAGAUCUCCCAGCUCGGAUAUGAUUGCCCCAGUUAAGUAAUUGCCCGCCAAAAACAGCUCAACCAGAGAAGGAAGGAGUGCAAGUUCAGUCAUGAUUGUGCCAGUGAGAAAAUUGAAUUCGAGACUCAAGGAGGUCAAAGCUGUCAAGCAACCAAGCUCAGAAGGGAGUGCUCCUGUGAAAUGAUUGUUCCCCAAUUCCAAGAAUGUCAAACCUGUUAGAUCAUAGACUGAAGGAGAAAGAAGGGCGGAUAAUGUCAUAUUAAGAUCAUUCCAUGCAAUCCCCAAUGUUUGCAGUGAAGUCAACAGUGGCAUCUCAGGUGGAAAAGAAGGUGACAACCCUGAUAGCUCAAGAUCUUUUAGCAGGAGGGAUGUGAAUCUCCCUUGUUCGUCACAGGGAGCCUUCCACUUUUCACUGUCUUCCUCUUCCUCUUCAUACACGCCAUUUUCGAAAUAACCAACACCACUGGAGAACCAAAGACAUUCAUCUACCAUGUCAUCCAUCCACCUAUCCCUCACUGGUUUUGGCCAAUGCACUCCCUCAAAGGAAUAGUAGUAGGUGGCCAUGGCAAAGAGCUGGGUUUUCCUCCAUUCUAGCAAGUUGGUGAUGUUUUGGUGAUUGGAGAGCCAGUCUCAUGCCAGCCACUGAGGUGUGCCGUAUUCUUGAAGCCUCUCCAGUGUGAAGUUUGGUAGAUUCAGUCUUAUGGAAUCCAAGGCUCCAGUGGGUGAAGAGGAUGGCACUUCAGAAGGUCCCAAGGAACCACCGAUAGUAGGAGCAGAUGUUUGCAUGUUGGAAGAAUUUGCCUCCUUCUGUGUCCCAGCAACAGUUCCAACAAUUGCUGCAGCGACUAGCAGGAUUAAAACUAAGAUAGAGCCGAAGGUCUUUUGCUGUUUCUUCCGUUGUUGCUCUCUGUGCAGGAUUGCUUGGAGAUCGACAGGGUUUGCUGAUGGUCUUGUAUUCUGCUCUGGAUCUUUGUCAACCAGGUUGGCCAAUGCUAGCUGUCUGGACCUGGCAUUGAUGUUGCGAGGAUCAUCUUGCGGAGCUGCAUCGGUAGGGUCGGCAACAAGAAGAGACAAUCUUGCCAAAUCCGCCCGACGUGGGAGGGCUCCACCCGGGCCACCUGCCAUGUAGGCCCCUGGCCAAGACUAGUUCUGGACUGUUCCAUUGUCAACAGUUUGUUGGUUUUGUUCUUCAGCAUGUACAUCCCCUGUUGUUGUCGGUUCUCUCUGCACCUUGGUGGCUCGUGAUGACCAGGAGCGUACCUGGUACCGGUACAUGCACCGAUGGCAAAGGAAGGGAACAAUCCAGCGGACUGGUUGCGAUGCAAACGAGGCAAGAACAAGCCAAGAAUGUACUCAGUGCUGGGUAUCUUACUGGGUCUUUUUGGUCUUACCACAUACAACAGUCAACCAGUUAGUGCAACCAUGGGAAACUCGGCUGCCAUUGAUUGAGAACAACGCCAUGCUAUUGCUACAAGCCGUAAAAGUGGCCGGAUCGACAUCACUAUUGUAGGUACUUCCAGUACUGCUUCAUAAUCAAUAAGAGACAACAAAUCAAGAGCAAUGGCGCUGAAACGAUUACUCGCUUUCGCGUUCAUCGCAGUGGCAUCUGCAGCCGAUGAUGCUUGCCUGUCGUCCCUCCGAAGCGGCGCGAAAACGUGCACGCCAGAGGAUGCAUGUCCCUGCCCUGAUACGGUGUGCUUUGGUGGCCUUUGUAUUUUGAAGGAUGAUGUGCCACCACCGGUUCAGUGUGGAUCAGUUCAAUGUGAGGAGGGUGUAGCCUGCUGUAAUGCCUCGUGCGGAACGUGUACCAAUGGAGCUUGUUCCAGACUGUUCUGCACAAUUAAUCCAAUCUCCACCAGAAAGAAGCAACCAGUUGUGGAAGCGAAGAAGAUUCUCUGUAGCAGCACAUCGGAUUGUCCCAUGGUGAAAUGCAGCCAAGCGCCAUGUCCAUUUUUCGUUUGCCAAAAUGGAGCAUGCAUCAGGGAAGAAAUUGAGGAGGAAAUAGAAGCAGAGGUAGAUUGUACGGACCACUUCGAGUGCGAAAACCAUGGCGCUCAAUGUAUCGCUGGACGGUGUAUUGAUAUUGAGGUUGGUCCUGCCAAAGAUGACUUGGAGUGUGAGAGCGACUUGAAUUGUCCACAGGUCAGGUGUGCCGCUGGAAGACCGUGCCCGACGUAUCAAUGCAAAGCUGGUCGAUGCAUUGCCCAUGACAUCAACACUCCUACCAGUCCACCUCCGUUUGUCAAGAGCUGCACCAACAAGUAUGAUUGCCCUGCGGUACGCUGUGCGGCAUCCAGCUCGUGUCCGGACUGGCAAUGCAUCAACGAUGUAUGCAUAGACACAAAAUCCAUGGAUCCAGAUGAUGACAUGACGAAUAAGACACUAGCUACUAGAUGAUGAUGAUGAUGAUGAUGUAAAGUAAUAGGACUAUCUAAUAACCGAUUUACAAACUGCUUU